AGGAACAAAAAGGGGGGCAAUCGGAGAUAUUUCUCUCUUUCUAGGGUUUCCGGUUCUUUCCUCCAUCUAUUUCGAUUCUUCCUCUCUUUCCGACGACGACUCCAUCCGUCCUAGGGUUUCAACUGGUUCUCAUCAGUGAUUUGAUCUUGCGGCUUGUUUUGUGGCGCAAGGGUGUAAUCUUGAGCGCGCGGGUCGAUUGCUGCGUCCAUCUGUUCCUUUCUUGAAGGUUUGGGUUGGAAAGGGUUCGGAUUUGCUUCCCGAGUUAUGCGAUCUUCAUGGGCUGAUGCAGUCGCGAACGCCGAGAUCUCGGCGGCCGCGACCAGUGCCUCUCCUAGUAACGUUUCGUCUGUCGCGGCGGCCCCCUCCCGCGGUGGUCGCCCCGCCUACGUUCCUCCUCAUCUACGGAACCGCCAGCCGUCUUCUGAGCCUCUGGCGCCGACCCUCGCCGAUGGUCCGUCGGGUGCUAGACAGCCGCCUGCUGGUGCCGCGCCAGCUGGUGCAAGCCGCUGGGGCAGUGGCCCCAUCCGUGACGUGGGUCGCCCCAUCUCUGGUGGUGGGAGAGGUGGACAGGGCGGUUGGCACUCCCGGAGGGACCGUGAGGUGAAUCCUUUUGCGAACGAUGAUGAGACCACAGAAGCUACGUUCAGUAGCCAAGAAAAUUCUGGGAUCAACUUUGAUGCCUACGAGGACAUACCUGUUGAGACGAGCGGCGAGAAUGUGCCUCCACCGGUGAACACAUUUGCAGAGAUUGAUUUGGGCGAUGCACUGAAUGAGAACAUUAGACGGUGCAAGUAUGUGAAGCCAACCCCGGUCCAGCGACAUGCGAUCCCAAUUUCACUUGCUGGGCGGGACCUGAUGGCCUGUGCUCAGACAGGGUCGGGAAAGACAGCAGCUUUCUGCUUUCCGAUUAUAAGUGGUAUCAUGAGUGGACCACCUGGACCAAGGCAAAGAGGCUCAAGGACUUCUUACCCACUCGCACUGAUUUUAUCACCUACCCGCGAGCUUUCUGUUCAGAUACAUGAAGAGGCUAGGAAGUUUGCUUACCAGACUGGUGUCAGGGUUGUCGUUGCCUAUGGUGGUGCUCCAAUUAAUCAACAGUUGCGAGACUUGGAAAGGGGUGUUGACAUUCUUGUGGCAACUCCUGGUCGUCUAGUAGAUAUGCUUGAGAGAGCUAGAGUUUCAUUGCAACACAUUAAAUACUUGGCCUUAGAUGAGGCUGACAGAAUGCUUGACAUGGGUUUUGAGCCACAAAUUCGAAGAAUUGUUGAACAAAUGGACAUGCCUUCACGAGGCCAAAGGCAGACUAUGCUGUUCAGUGCAACAUUUCCAAAGGAGAUACAGAGAUUGGCUUCUGACUUCCUUUAUAGUUACAUCUUUCUUGCUGUUGGAAGAGUUGGUUCUAGUACUGAUUUGAUUGUUCAGAGAGUGGAGUUUGUACUUGAUUCAGACAAAAGAAGCCACCUUAUGGACCUUCUUCAUGCCCAAAGAGAUAGUGGUGCUCAUGGAAAACAAGCUUUAACUUUGGUCUUUGUGGAGACAAAAAGAGGAGCUGAUUCAUUGGAACACUGGCUGUGUAUGAAUGGGUUUCCUGCAACCACUAUUCAUGGGGAUAGGAGUCAGCAGGAAAGAGAGCAUGCUCUGCGAACUUUCAAGAGUGGUGCAACUCCUAUUCUUGUUGCAACAGAUGUUGCAGCCCGUGGGUUAGAUAUUCCGCAUGUGGCACAUGUCAUCAAUUUUGACCUACCCAAUGAUAUUGAUGACUAUGUACACCGUAUUGGAAGGACAGGCAGAGCUGGGAAUUCAGGUCUGGCGACUGCUUUUUUCAAUGAGAGCAAUGCAUCCCUGGCGAGGUCGUUGUCUGAGCUUAUGCAGGAAGCAAACCAGGAGGUGCCACAGUGGCUCUCCCGCUAUGCUGCAGCUCGUUCUCACGGGGGCGGCGGCGGUGGCAGAAACCGGAGAUCUGGUGGGCCUCGCUUUGGUGGUCGUGAUUUCAGGAGAGAUUCUGCCUUCAGCAGGGGCGGGGGAGGAGAUUACUACAGCGGGGGCGGUGGAUACGGAGGAGGAUCAUAUGGUGCGUCUUCAGGUUAUGGGAGUGGUGGCUACGGGAGUGCUGGGGUGACAAGUGCUUGGGAUUAGGAUCAUUGACGGUUCCCAAACAACUUGACAUUGUUCCUCCCCUUAUUUAGGAAUAUGAUUUAAUAGGUCUCUGCAACGUGUAGGAUUAAUGUAGUUAGGGGAUGAUCUCUCUUGUGUUCUGUUGGUCCAACAUUCUAUCUUCUAAUUGGUUCCCCACUGCAGGAGGGGGACGUCUGCGUCGUUCUGAUAUUAAGGAGUUGGUGGUGACCGUCAAAUUUUUGUCGGCCCAUUUUGGGUUUCUUUCUCAGUGUUUUUUUUUCUUCCUUAAUUGGUGUAAUCUGGGGCUGUUUCUUUCAUUUCAGAACAUGAUCGUAUCCAGUGAUUUAAGAAGUGAGAAGUGAACAAGAGGUGAUAGGGCUUUUUGGUUC
Molecule: messenger RNA, 2504 nt
Organism: Musa acuminata subsp. malaccensis (wild Malaysian banana)
Lineage: Eukaryota; Viridiplantae; Streptophyta; Magnoliopsida; Zingiberales; Musaceae
Product: DEAD-box ATP-dependent RNA helicase 37
Cellular component (GO): nucleus
Molecular function (GO): RNA binding; ATP binding; RNA helicase activity
Source: RefSeq, a predicted model, not a curated record